UGCACGAGACAAUAAUAAUAUUAUACGCUCGCCGCCUGUAGACGMACCACAUACGUUUUCGCUCUCCGACCGAGUGGGCCCGCUAACACGUGCAGUGCGCGAUGAUUUCAAUGGAAAAGAUACCGUUGGGAUGCGAGGCAUUUUUAUCGGAUUUGGAUAAAUUGCCGUGCUUACAAAUUGGAGACUUCAAGCUCCGUUUGGAACUCGAUGACGACUUGUCACCAGAGUUAUUGGAAGUGGCUGUCAAAGAACUGAGAGAAACGCCCGAACAGCAAGAAAAAUCGAUCGCUGAGCUGAAAGAAUUACUUGAAAAAUUGUUUAAUAUAUUUGAAGAUCACAUUUAUGAAUACUUGAGUUUGUUCACUCGGAGUUUACUAAACAGUAAAUCAAGUAGUUUUCCGGUGGUUUUUAUUAUUUUAAAUUUGUAUAAAUUGAUCGCUGAUCGCAAAAUAUUCUUAAUAAAAAUGAUUCACUGGUCAGAUUUACAAAAACAAAAUAAAAAGGGACCAUUACGCGUACGUAGUGUGACAAUUUUUUUAUUGACGUGCACCUAUUUGUUUGGUUUUCCAGAGAAAUGGAAGCACAAGAAGUGCUCGUUGGACGAAGUGUACAAGGGCGCUGUGAUAUUCCUCGAAGCRGCCAUAAUGGAACCAGCCACCCAAAUAGCCGGAGCCCAAGUAAUUUUCGACAUGGACGGUUUGUCGUUGCAACAGACUUGGCAGUUUAGCCCACCGUUCGCCAAGCGGAUUGUUGACUGGCUUCAAGACAGUGUUCCUGCGAGGAUCAAAGGAAUCCACAUCGUCAACCAACCGAUUCUGUUUAACGUCGUCUUCAACUUCUUCAAACCAUUCCUGAGGGAAAAACUGCGGUCGAGGAUCAUCUUCCACGGUACCGACCGAGUGUCUUUGCACAAACACCUAUACCAACCAUGUUUACCGGAAUGCUACGGUGGCACGUUGGACGUACCUCGUAUUACUGGACCUCAAUGGCAUGAACUACUGGUGACAGUUGAAAAAGAAUUUAACGUUUUAAACAAUUACGGUUAUGGAAAAUGAUUCCAGCCAACGACGUCCAACAAUAUUAUUGAAGUAAAAUUGAAGCUUUCCACGCGUCUUUGAUAAUUUAAAAAACAAAAAAAAAUAUUUUAUUAUUUUGGUGUCUGUCUAUAAUUUAUAUGGAAC
Molecule: messenger RNA, 1181 nt
Organism: Diuraphis noxia (Russian wheat aphid)
Lineage: Eukaryota; Metazoa; Arthropoda; Insecta; Hemiptera; Aphididae
Product: alpha-tocopherol transfer protein-like
Cellular component (GO): membrane
Molecular function (GO): phosphatidylinositol bisphosphate binding
Source: RefSeq, a predicted model, not a curated record